Acanthoscelides obtectus is the source of this 393-nucleotide messenger RNA. The record is from the annotation of a GenBank genome assembly. Lineage: Eukaryota; Metazoa; Arthropoda; Insecta; Coleoptera; Chrysomelidae.
AUGAAUCCUAAACAAGUUGUUGAUAAAAAGCUCAAAAAAGGAGAAACUGGGGCAGCUGAAAGCAACUCAGGUAUAAUUAUCCAGAAGUGGAAGGACAAAAGAGAUGUGCUUACCUUAUCCACAAAACACACCGAUGAGUUACUAAUCAUCAGAUCUGGCAAUAAUAUAGAAUUGCAAAAACCUGCUGCUGUGGUUGACUACAACAAACAUAAAGCCUAUAUUGACUUGUCGGAUCAAAUGAAGUCUUAUGCCACCUCAUUACGCAGAGGGGUGAAGUGGUACCGCAAGCUGGCCAUUGAGCUUCUUAUUGGUAGUGCAUUAGUAAAUGCACAUGUUUUGCACCAAGAAGUAGCCAACGAAAAAAUGUCACAAAAUUCAAGCAGGAAAUCGUAA